This is a messenger RNA of Porites lobata, 25866 nucleotides long. The record is from the annotation of a GenBank genome assembly. NCBI's taxonomy places the organism in Eukaryota, Metazoa, Cnidaria, Anthozoa, Scleractinia, Poritidae.
CUUGAGAAACUGCGGGGGAGAGAAGGUCAGGCAAGGAUGGUUGAUGUUUAAGCGCAAAAAAACUGUUCCUCUGAUGAGGUAAAAUGGUUCUUCCAUUCGAGCGACAGCCUCUCUUGCACAAGAGAUACGCCACACUAUCUUCUCCCGACCUUUCGAGGUCGUUUUCGGAGGAAAAUGAGGACUCGGCGCGUGGAGAUGAGUAUGCGGCUUUUCUCAAGUGAGCGACCUUCUUUUGUUUACGAGUCUAAUUUUGCAAAGUUGAUUUAUAAUUUAAAACUAAUACUUGCUGCGUGAUCUUACGUUGCCAUUUUCCAUGUCUUAUGUAGGUUACAUUGUAAAAUAGCAGAUUAGUUUAAUUGAGAUUUAGCGCCCGUAAUGUUCGCACUUAAGAAUGAAAUGUCGGAGUAGUUUCACCUUUCAUAAUUCGACGUUAGAAUGGAUAUUGAGCCCACUUUACGAUAAAAUACAAACAAUGUGUUAUUCUAAAAAUACAAACAAUGAUGUUAUCGCGAUAAUAUAGUUUUCUGGUCAUUAAAUUAAUGAAGAGUCUUAAAUUGUGCGGGUUCCCAAGAAACAUUUAAUUUAGGGAAACUCAGAACAAAGCUGACAGCAUAUAAAAUUUAUAGAUUGAAUAUCCUGUGGUUUACUAAUGAUACAGAAAACAUGAAAAAUUCAUAUUUAAAAUACUAUAAAUUUUAUUGGCAAGAAAUUUGUGAAAGAGCGUGAAAAGAAAAUAUUUAAUACAUUUUAGUUAUAAGAUUUUGUAAAUUUAAAGCAGCUAUGAUUUUCAAAGCCACAUGCAAACAGUCCAAAUGGGAUGAGAUAUUUUUUGGAGAAAAAGAAAGAAAGAAGCACACAUAAGAAAAUUGUUGGAAUGAAAUAAGUUUUUCAUGAAGUCAACCCACUUUGUGGGGAACUUUGUUUCGGUCUUAUGAGGGGAAUGAGAAACUGCUGCUCACAGGUUAUAGUGAUCAACCUCAAUAAAGGGACACCUUUAUAAUAAUAAAGUGCAUGGAGUCAAGAAAGGUUCAUGGGUGUCCCAUUGAAUACAGGUUAAAUGAAAAGAAAAAAAGAAAAGUUUUUUUUUCUUUAAUUUUGUGUUUAUAUUUGGAACCUAUUUCCUGUCAACAGAUCCUCCUUUUGUCUAUAUACUUGUGUCCCAGGGUGGGUACUCCGGAUUUCAAGUGACAGGGAUGAUCAAAUGGGGGCAAAAAUCAAAAUCCAAAAAAAUUCCUAGGGUCUCAAACAAAACCCCAAAAAAUCCCUGGACCAAAAUUUAACCCCCCAAAAAUCCCAUGCCGGAUUUCCGAGCCAUAAAAAUUUUCAGAGAAACUUUGCCGCUGGGAUAUGCAGGAACUAUCAACUUUCAGGAAUCUUCACAUUGUUUUGAAUACCCAUAAAAAUCCCUACUUAAAUCAAGCUUCCCAAAAAAAUACUUGCCAAAAGUUUCCUACCUAAAAAAAUCCCAUCGAAAAUUUAAAACCCAAAAAAAUCAUUAUCAUCCCUGUCACUUGAAAUCUGGAGUACCCACCCCUGGGAAUUGAGUGAGGAGGAGAAAAAGAGGGGCUGCCUAAAUCACGUUAGGCCUUAGGAGUCACGGAAGCCAUAACUUCUGGACUGGUUAAUCUUGUUCUCUAUCUCCAAACUGGUUCUCGAAGAGUGAGCAUCUGUUUGUUUAUAAAUCGAUGGGCAUAACUGAACUCCCUGAACCAAAUGAACAGCUAUUAGGCCUGGGUUAAAUUGCAUCCCAGCAACAAGCAGCACAUGCUCGGAGUGACUAAAAUCCUAUACAGUGACACACACAAUAUUAUUAUUUAGGGUUUGGUGAGCACAAAGUAAGUAAUCUAUUGUGAGUUUUAUUUUUAUUAAAUUUAUUAUUAGGUCAUUGGCAAGUGGAGAAAGACAAGAUUUGGGAGUAACAAGGUGAGGGUAAAACUUAAUGUUAUUAAUUUUUACAUAGCUGGAAAUUUUUCCCAACAGUGUACACUCUCAUUGGUUACAUUGAGGUCACAUGACAUGUAACAAUGAAACUAUUUCCCGCCAAAAUCCCUGAGUGGCCAACAUUGCAAAAUCUAUGACGUCAGAGGGUAACACUUGCACUCUUACCUGCAAAUAUUGGCUAACGAGCGCCACUACCACAAAGUUUAAUGAAUUUCCAGCUUCAAAAUUUCCAGUUAUGUAACAAAUCACUUAAAGGCUGGUCCCUCGGGAAAUAAUUAUCAAUUGAGACUCUCUGGAAACAAAAUUAACUAUUUCCCUCAGGACCAGCCAUUAAGUGUUGUAAUAUUACAUUGUUAUGAUUGUUUUGCAGUAUUUACAUGUUACGGUAAUUCAAGGCCCUAGGAAGGCAGAUAAAUUCUUUUGUAUAUAACUGUGGGAUCUAUGCUAGAGACUGAUCGAUCAUCAUUAUCACAGGGCUUCUGAUAUUUCGCGGAAAAAAUGCAAAACUUCGCAGAAUUUUCAGGGGCAAAUUCAAGGAAAAAUCGGCCAAUAUUUUCACGGGAAGAAAGUCAAAAUUCGCGGAAAAAUCGGCCGAUUUGUGGUAUUUUUCCAGGAAAAAAGUCAAAAAUUAUUCGUAGAAAAAUCGGCCAAUAAUUGGCAGUAAUUAUUAAUAAUUAUUUCGUGGGAUUGUUGCGGAAAAAUGUCAAAUUUCGAAGGAUUUUCAGAGGCAAAUUCUUAGAAAAAUCGGCCGAUUUCACGGGAAAUUUCGGGGGAAAACAAAAACAAGAACAGCCGAUUGCGCUGGAUUUUUUUGGGGAAAUUUCACUAAAAUCGAUCAAUUUUGUGUCGAUAUGACCAGCGUUGGUUAACGUUUUUUUUAACCGGGAUAAUCAUUUGCUCUUUCAACAACAGUUCGCUUGAGAAAUGAGCGAAUGCUAAAGCUAUUAACAGUAUGGUUAGUGCCCAGUUUUUUGCAACGUUCAUCUAAAAACGCCUGGUAGUUUUGGGAUGUUGUUUACUCGUUGCAGUGAUGAAGUUUCAAGAUAAAUUUGGACGUUUGGGGUGAAUAAAACAGGUCUAAUAGCCAAGAUAAGUAUUGAAUAUGUUUUGCCGACAUGUAUUUGGAAAUAUUUCCUACAGAGAUAAAAGCGUACAACUGGAUUUCAUAGAAAAAUACCUGAAAAUUACACCUGCAAAGUACAAAAAUAUCAUGGAGAUUAGCAUCGAAGUUUUCGUGUUUAAAGUAAUUCGGGUCCGCAAACUUCGACUGCAUAGAUAUCAGAAGCCCUGUUAUGACUCUGGAUCCCCAGAGUUUACAAAUAUGCCAAAAAGAAUUCCCCAGUACAGUAUACAAUAUAAUGUAAUAAAAUUAUUCAUAUAAUAAUCCAAAGGCACACUAGCUGCACCUCAGUCUGAAAUUUGGGCACAAUUGGCUCUGUCAAUUUUGUGCUCAUUAACAUUGCAUACUGGGUAAUUGAUCAUACAUGUACAUCUUAUUUGAUGAUUUGCCAGGUGACACAGUCAUGCGUGCAUUAUUAAAGGACGUGGUAGUUUACAACUCAGUAGACCCAAUGCAAAAAUGGCUCAGCCUGACUAGCCUUGUUCUUCCAAAAAAAAUAUAUUAAAAAAAAAAUUAUCUCAAUUGAGGCUACAAUGUAGUCAGGCUAAUUUUAAGGUAAAUAAAAGUACAUUAGUCCAGCAGCUAUUUUUGCAUUGGGUCCAAUCUCCAUGCACAUUUUUUCUGAUCUCCAAUCUUUCUAAACUUUUACUUGCUAAAUAUUAAAUAUUUAAUAUUAUGUAUUUGAAGACCAAAGCCAGUUGCAAAGGUGCAUCCACAAAGCCACACAUCUCCAGCGACUAGAGAUCCUAAACAAGCUAAGCUGAAGUUAACUGGACCAGUGUUAUCACCAGGAAGAAGUAAUAAUGGUGUUCUACAGGUUACAUUAACAGCAAAACGUAGCAUGCAGAAGCACAAGGAAAUGAUGAGGGUGAUAGAGGUGAGUACACCCAAAGAAAAUGGGAGGGAGGUGGAGGGUGGGGGAAGUGGUGUAUUACAGGUUACACUAACAGCAUAACACAGCUUGCAGAAGCACAAGGAAAUGAUGAGGGUGAUAGAGGUGAGCAAAGCCCAGGGAAAUGGGAGGGAGGUGGAGGGAGAGGGAAGUAGUGUACUAUUACAGGUUACACUAACAGCAUAACACAGCUUCCACUGAAGCACAAGGAAAUCAGAUAAGAGGGUAAUAGAGGUGAGCAUACCACAGGGAAUGGGAGGGAGGGGAAGUGGUGCAUUUACAGCUUACAUUAACAGCAUAACAUGGCUUGCAGAAGCACAAGGAAAUGAUGAGGGUGAUAGAGGUGAGCAAAGCCCAGGAAAAUGGGACGGAGGUGGAGGGAGGGGGGGAAUUGUCAUAUUUCAGGUUACACUAACAGCAUAAGAAAGUGAUAGAAGUGAGCACACCCUAGGGAAUUUGGGGUGGGGUGGGGAGGGAGGGGGAAGUGUCAUAUUACAGGUUUCACUAACAGCAUAACACAGCUUGCAGAAGUACAAGGAAGGAAAUGAUGGGAGUGAUAGAAGUAAGCACACCUCAGGGAAAUGGGAGGGUGGUGGAGGGAGGGGAAGUGUCAUAUUACAGGUUACAUUAACAGCAUAACACAGCUUGCAGAAGCACAAGGAAAUGAUGAGAGUGAUAGAGGUGAAUGCACCCCAGGGAAUGGGGGUGGGGGAGGGAUUAGUGGUGUUUUGCAGGUUAUAAUAUGCUAAAACAGCAAAACGUAGCAUGCAGAAGCUGAGGAAAUGAUGAGAAUGAUAGAGGCUAGCACACCCCAGAGAAAGGGGAGAGGGGAGGAAGUGGGAGGAAGGAGGGAAGGGGUGUACCACAGGUUACAUGACCAAUGUAUGUUAGUAGCAAAACAUAGCAUGCAGAAACACAAGGGAAUGAUGAGAGUGAUACACUACAUAGAGUUGGGCUUUGCACACCCCAGGGAACUUGGGGGCGGGGGGUGGGGGGGGGCUGGUUGAGAGAAACUGGUGUACCAUACAGCAGAAGCAAAUAAAUUCUAACUACACUGUACAUGUAUUUUAAAUAAAACACCUAAACUGUGUUUGAAAUCUUAUUUUACGUAGGACCACAUGCUCCAGCACAAGCAGGAAGAAAGAGAAUUGAAGAGAUAUGAAGGUGACAUCAUCAAAAAACAACAUCAACUAAGAAGAACCAUGGAUGGUUUACAAAAUAGUAAGUUCUGAAAGUUGACAGUUACACAUCAUUGCAGUUCUCAAACAGUAAAGGCCGGUCAAGUAUGUUAUGCUUGACCUGGCUUGACUGCUAUUUUUGGUCUUGUACACUGUUGAACAGCUGAUUUCUAGCAAGUUUCUGAUACAAUCCUCUAUUACUGGUGUUCUUAUAAUUAAAUUUUGCCCCUGCUCAUCAUGCAUAGAGCCUAGUUCUGGCAGCUUUAUAGUGGUUAGAGCACCCAAACUAGAACUCAGAAGGUCAUGUGUUCGAUUCUUAAAUUGAUUCUUUCAAAUUAUUUUUUAAUAGUGUUCUUACAGUAUGUAGCAACAUUACAUUUCAUUGAUGAUGAAGAAUUUAGACAGUAAAAUAUGAUAAAAAUUGUGAAGGUUAACAAGAUGUUGUUUUUCUUUCAUCAGGUGUAUAUAAGAAAAUGAGAGGCGAAGAAGCUCGGCUCAGCGAGAACGGCCAGGAUAUGGAAAAAGUCAAGCAACAACAUUAUAUCCAAGAGGACAAGGUUUGAUUUUACAUUUUUUUCUUUUAGAAACAAAAUUUUUAAUUUGUUAGAUUGAUUUAUCAGGAUCGAAUUCUCUUAAUGCAGUUUUCAGGGGCACCCAACGAGGAUAUAGUUCCAAACCACUUAACAUAGCAUUGUUGAACGUAGUUUACUAUUCAAACGGUAGAUAUAGGCAUAUUUUUAUCCCCUAAAAACUUUUCAUCUGUUCGGAUUUCCUAGCUGAAAGUCUAGUGAUCCGAAAAUUAUAGGAAUAAAAACUUACCUUCUCGAAAACUUCAGCCAGGAAUAGGCUCCCGAAAAUUCUAGGUGGCCUUUUUUCAGGGUCAAAAUCCGUUAAAAAUGGGUAAUUAUACCAUUUUGUCGAUGUUCGAAAAUCCGAGGUCAGGCAGGCAAGCAAGAAAUUUUACAACAAAUACUCCGAAAAUCCUAGAUCUCAAAUCGUCGCCCGAACAGAUAUUUUCCCGAAAAUUGCCGUUGGGUGCCCCUGAGUUUUGAACAUUUUAAGAGCAUCUCCCUCAAAGCCUAAAGAGAGCGAGAGCAAAAAGAGGAAUAUUAAGAUGCAUGUCUGGCAAUACAUGUGGAGCGUUCCAUGUUUUUUUUUUCUACUUUUAGAAAAUGCGGUAAGCAAACACUGUUGAAAAGGGCACCUUAAAAUAAGAAACUAACCCAGCAGGCAAUAUUAGUUUGAAGGUGAUUCAUCCAAAGUGAGCGAAGUUUAUAGCUUUGCAAAGUCACAAAAUUUUACAGAUUUUUGUAUGGUGGGGGGCGGGAACUUCCCCCCCGCCAUCCCCCACAAUACAAAGUCUGUAAAAUUUCGUGACUCUUCGGAGCUAUACCCUCUUUAGUUUUCGAGAAAUCACUUUCAAACUUGGCAAAUACUUUACUGAUUCAACUUAAGGCAUUCUUUCCAGCUGUUCUUUCUAGCUGCAGAUUUUUGCUAACUGGUCCCUGAAAAAAAGUCAAGAGUUGAAAAAACAACAAACAAACAAUCAAACGCGGAAGGCUCUAUUCUAUUCCAACAUACCCUGUAUGUGUUAUUGAACAGUUUCUUGCGGCCUCCGAAAUUUCAUCCAUUUUAUGCACUUUUCCUUCUGAUCCAAAAUAUUUUAUUUAUCAUCUCGCCCAGCUCUAAUUUCAUUGUAUAUUGGUUGAUUUUUUUUACAGAUGUGUGAUUUUUGGUAUUUAUUAUUCCUUGGUGGUGACUGAAUUUUAAAUACUUAUAAAUACUUACUUUAAAUGUUUAUCAGGUAAACAAGUCUAGGAUUGAAAGAAAUAUGUCUGCUCGCUUGAAGUUCAGGGACAAAGACCGAAAAGUUGCUUCUGAAAUGUAAGUGUCAGGUCCUGCCGAGAGCUUUGGGUUCUUGAUUUUAUGCUGUGAGAAAGCUGAUAUCUCAAGCAUAGUCCCCUUUUUACAGGUUACGUUUUUCAUGUUGAAUUGAAAAUUGCGGGGUCUCCCUGUAAGGGUCAUUAUCAUGUAGUUUCGAAUACUCUAUAUUGUCAUCUCUUCCAUGCAACAUGAAGUGAGAUAUGUCCCAAACUUUCCGACGCUGAAGGGUGAUGUCACUCAAUCCUUUCCCUGCCCACUUUCCGCGCUUUACUCGCUGUUUCCGUGUGAACCUUUGUCACUAUAUCUCGCAGGUGCGGGUUACAUAUGUGCGUUUUUACUAACCCUCACUGAGUACAGGCUCCACUCCCCUCUAAAUCACCAGUCCGACUGUCCCCCUCCCCAAUGGACACAAUUAACAGUCGGCUUUGGACAACGUUGACUGGAACUUGCCGAUGUCCAACGAAAUCCUUCCUGGGGUCGGACAUGAUAACCGGACAGGUCAAAUACCAAUAACUGUCAUUUGAAGUAAUCCUUUAAAAAAAUUAAAAUGUUUGGCCAGCCACUUAUCUGGUUUGUCUGAAAGUCCCAGUGACAUGAUCCGACCCCGGAAAGCCGUUUUACUUUUGUUGUGCUUAUACAUUGUCUAGCCGUUCAAAGUUCGUAUUAACAGAGCGGAAACUUAUUGAACGGUUCCAUGUGAACGAAGUGGCCGGUCAAAUUUGCCGUCUGAACGAAGCUUUUGAUUCUAAUAAAGCGAUUUUCGUACGACCUUGAAAUGAAAACGCGCGAACAAAACAGAAACAACAAACGAACGGAAAUAGAGUGAUUUGAUUGGUUUAUCGAACGGAUACAAACGCGCGUGGCUUUUGGUUGGUUAGGCGAACGCUCGGCUGAAAAACUUCAUGCCCGAAGAGCCUUCUCGAAAUCAAUCGAUACUUCGCUUUGACAUACUGCAACACACUACUGGCCAAUCGAACAAUGCCUUCUCCAUAUUAGGGUUGUCUGUGGCGGGAACACGAAAAGUCCAUGUUUUGAUCUUUUCAUCCAUUGGCUUAUGAAACAAAUAACGAACACUUACCGAAACCAUUUCUCAAGGUCAUACGAAAAUCGCUCUAUUUGGCUUUUGGAUCGAAAAGUUAUCUGUACUUUCGAGAAACGGUCCCCGGACUGGACGUAUGUGAUGUCCUUUCCUAAAAUAACGAUAAUAUUUGUAGCCCAGCCCUUCAUAAGGAUAUUCUUUCUUAUUUCAGGACUGAGGCCGAGUUUCAGUAUUGUAAAGCGGCCAAGCAAAUAGAGCUGACAAGAACAGAGGUCUUUGCACUGACGCAGCAGUUUGAGGCUAACUUGAAGCGGAUUGAGGUCAGAUUGGCACCCCUUUAAUUCAAAAGAUGCUUAGAAUUAAAAUAUAUUUUUUUUAUUUUUGAAAAUUGUUCUCAAUGUGCGUACGAGCAUCCCGGCAGGGAGGAGGGGGUGUAUUGCCACGUACAUAUUCAUAUAUGGGUUGCCCGCUCCACUUAUAAGCUUCCCCCGGUUAUAGGCUCAUAUACCUGUAAACAAUAUAUACACCCGUUUAUAACCCUCCGGAUAUAAGCCCCCCCACCUCUAGCUUGUAUUGAAAUUAAUUCAAUAUUUUACGACGUUUUGAACCUUCAAAAAGCGAGUAAAUUGAAAAAGUAUUUUGAUCAGCAUCGUUGUCGCUUGUUUUGAAACUCUGUUUUUAGUCUGGUUAUAAGCUCCUCACGGAUGUAAGCCCUUCCUAAAACCUGUUUCGAAGGUGUUUAAGCCCAGGGCUUUUAAGCGAAAGUUUUACGGUAUGUAGGUACGCGAUAGGCUGUAUAAGCGGGUUAGUCUGGUGUAGUGUUUAGAAAUCAGGGUCCGUUUCUCGAAAGUCCCGAUAUUUAACGGGCCCGCAAAGCCGUUGUUGUUUACAUGCAAGAUAGAGAUUUCAAUAGCUUGGCAUCUAACAUGAUAAAACUGUCAGUUAAUGAAGCAAAAUGCAGUAGCUAGCCAGGACCUCGCGCUUUUAUUCUUUAUAUUUCGAUUUGAAUAUGUGAUUUCGUCCUGAAAAGUUACCGGGACUUUCGAGAAACCGGCCCUCAACAUUUGGUUUAGAUAGGGGAUCAUUUAUUGGAAACUGACGAGUAGUGUGAAGAAUUCAUAGUUAGUUCGGCAUAUUUAGAAAUUUUUAAUUGUUAGCCCUUCAUAGGGUUGUAAAAGAGCAUGGCUUUAAAAUCAGGGUCCCAGCCGCAUAACCUACGCCCUAUAUUCCAAGGAGACCCCUCGGCAGACGGGGUGAACGUUUUGCGCUUGAAUAGAAAACGUAAUUGGUUUUUAACAAUCGUGUACUGAACAAAAGUACCUGGGGCGGUGACGCGUUUUGUUUGUAAGUUAAGCCUAUAUCUUUGGAAAGAUGAGGUUAUGUGUGCCGUUCCCCCACUCCGCGCCCCAAAGUAGAGUGUUGAAGCCCACGUUGUAAUUGUGGGUUCACACGUUUCACAUUGUAGAUGGAGUAGAGGAAGUGGACUGACCAUAUGUAGUUUCAGCUGCGUGCGGUUGUUAUUUUGCGUCUGUAUGAGAGAGCGACAAAUACAAAUUUAUCCAUUUUAGAUGUGGCUAAAUUUAUUGUAGGCAAGGUUAAACUUCAGCCAAUGUGACCAGCGUCUUUGCUAUCUCAAGCAUGUGUUCUGCGUUGGCGCGCCUUUGGAUUGCAGGGCUUAAUUCAUGCAUUGUUGUUUUAUAGGAGAAAGGACAUGCGUUGAAGAAAAGUCUCGCGGAAUUGGCUAUUGCUGCUAAUCAGCUUUCGCUAAAGAAGAGAACACAAGAAGUGGACGAUGGGCGGUAAGUAUAAUUCAACAGCCUCACUUGAAAUUAAAAAAAUGAUUUUUAUGCGAAUAAAUACAGUUGAACCUGUCUGCAACGGCCACCUUGGGGACAGAAGAAGGUGGCGGUUGUAGAGAGGUUUAAAGCAAGAGUCAAUGUAUGGAUUUUUUUGUCCGCUGGGACGAAAAAAAGUGGCCGUUGUAGAGAGGUGGCCGUUAGCGGACGUUAUACUGUAUCAGGGAAACCAAUUGCAUUAUCCGCUGGAUGGUAAUUUAUCUUGUGGAUAGCGUUAUCCAUCAUUUGAAAAGCUGGGGCCCCGAAUCAGUUCAUUUUUCCAGUAGUCUACUGUAAUUUUAUUAUAUACUUUUUCGAGAAAACCGCUUUGCAUAAAGCCAGUGUUAAGCGUUUUCACCUUUGGAACACGUAGGCCGAUAUUUCUACAAUCGGCGACAAAAUGAGUUGAGACACUUCGCCCAAAAGUAGGCUUUUUUACGAUUUAUGAUGUUCAAAAGGAGGAAAUAUAGCUUUCCUCCCCCAUCCCCUCCGUACAAUGUUGGGCCCUUGUUCUAGCUACCCAUAGAAAACAACAAACACCCCAACUUUGAAUGGAGGGGACAGGGGAGGGGUGCGGAUUCUUUUGUUCUCCGUAGUCACCUUAUUUAAGUACAAUGUCUCAACAAUUUUGUCGCCGAUUUUAGCCUUACAGUUAUUUUACGCUACUGCUCUAAGCAGAACUUAAACUUGUUUCUUUGCAUUUCUUUAUGUAGCGUUUAUUUUUCCUGAUUUUCUUUGUAGUUAUGUCCAAGACACAAGCAUCAAGGACAUUCAGGUUGGCUACGAUUAAAAUUCUUACAUUUCCAAGGUUUCUUUCUUAUACGCACGAUGUGCUAUCCUACAGUCUUUUCCCUUGCGAUCAGAGGUUUCUCUGUUGCAUGGAUUUUAGCCAACUUCGUGACAGACAAGCCACGGGAACGACUUCGUAAACGCUAAAAGCCAUGCCAGAAGGAAACCUCUGCUCGUAUAGGGUGGCAGUCUAAGGGCGCUUUUCAUUUGUCAGAACUGGCUGGCUGGACCAUUGCCCGACCAGUCAGUUUGAAAAUAAAAUAGGCUUUUUCCAAGAGUUUUUGCUGAAAAACCAUCUCCUUCGUGCAUACUAUUCAGGAUUUGACAGAUCUGGCCAGAGAGUUUUGAUUAAAAGGGAAAUUAUCAUUGCGAUGGGAAUGGUCUGGCCUGUCAGUUGUGACAAAUGGAAAGCGCCCCAAGAUACAUGUAUAUGCCGAAAUGUAGUGUGUUCUCUACGGAUUGAGGUUCUGUUCGGUUGUGCCUGUACUGUUCACGCUAAAAAAUCAAGUUUUUUUUUUUUUAGCAAUUUUAACACGAAUAACAGCUGUUUCCUUUUUUAGAUGCCCGAGAGCACGGUGUGAAGGAGCAAAAAGAUUCAAUCUGCUUGCUCCUUUUGCUGUGUUCUCGCGCGUCUCCUGUGUUUCUCUGGCCUAGCUAAAACAAAACCAGUAAACUGCUGCGUAGUGGCUAAUCGCUUGGCAACUGCGAGUUGCUAAUGUUGAAAUUCGAAUUAUUAUUUUUUCUUUCAUUUAGCAAAGUUAUUCAGAUCAUUUCCUUUCUUCAUUUGAUUAUUGCGUAGAAUUCAGUUGUGAACCCUUCAUUAUUACGUCUGUGUGAACUGCGGUUGGAGACACGAAAGUAAAUGUGUUCCUCGUCGUUAAAUGAACCGGCUAAGAGGUUGACAAAGGUCCUGAAAAUUACCGGAAAACUAGCCCUGACCUCUGCGAUGGCUUUCGUCCGCAGUUCAUGUGUAUGAUUGAUGUCGCAUUCUCUGAUACUGAGUCAUCUUGUUUUCACAUCGGGCACAUCACAGACUCACAGCAGGGUUGUUCAUUUACAGCUGCAACUCUGCUUAUUACAUCCAUUAUCAUCAUCAUCAUUAUCAUCAUCAUCGUCAUUAUCAUCAUCAUCAUCAUCAUCGUCCUCAUCGUCAUCAUUAUUAUUUUUCUCAUCAGUAUCAGUAUCAUUAUUAGUAUCAGUACCAGUAUCGUCAUUAUCAUUGUAAUCGUCAGUUUAAAAAUAGAUUUCAUGUUGCCGUGCGUCUGUUAAGAAAUAUAUCGCAGAUGACUUGUAAAUGUGGUAAAAACACGGAAGUGCGGCUCGUGUGUCACUGAUGUUUUAACCACAUUUUUACGUCCUCUGUGUUCUGUUACUGAAGAGACCCACAGCAACAUGGAAUCUAUUUGUUUUAUACGAUGAGAACAUAAUGACAUAAACAUACUUGCCUCGUACCGCUUGACUGUUCGAGGAUAAGUCUCAGACGUUAACUUUCGUCUCUGCUUGGUCUUUCCUUCUUCAUCUUACUUGUACACAGUUUCUCCGAAACGUUUUCCAACGACUUCACUUGUUAGGACCAGAAUAAUGAGCAAAACAUUUUCCAAACCUGUGAGUCUCGCUUAUCGAUAAGACGCCAUGGCAAUUGUUGUGAGGAUUUCUUGCAGUUUAGGCAUUCUCAAGUUGUCAAGAACUCUUUUUGUCUCCGUUUCUCCAUUCUUCUUUUUCGUAACUUACUCGUGCUAAACUACUUGUGAGGCUUUCACUUGCUCAAUCCGAAAUAAUCUCACAAACAUUUUCAAAACCGCGCGCCAUAUUGAACGAAACAAAAAAAAACAAGUUUCCCGUGACGUCAUCCAUGUAACUAUACCCUAAUAGAUCAAGGGCAACGACCAAUUACAGCGCAGGUAAAAUUCACAUCAUUGUAUAAACCAGAAUUAGUUACAUUAUCAGUAUAUUUAUCGUAUCAGUGUCAUUAUCAUUUAAGUUAACUUUAACAUUAACAUCAACAUCAACAUUAAUAGCAUUAAUAUGUACAUUUUCAUUCACAUUUUUUAUCAGUAUCGUUAUCGUUGUUAUUAUCGUUAUCAGUUUAACAAAUAGAUUCCAUGUUGCCGUGCGUCUGUUCAGUAAUAGAUCACAGAUGACGUCAAAAUGUCGUAAAAACAAAGAAGUGGCACACGAGCCGCAGGCGAGUGUGUCACUGUUGUUUUUACCACAUUUUGACGUCCUCUGUGAUCUAUUACUGAACAGACCCACGGCAACAUGGAAUCUAUUCAGGUUGUUUUAUACAAUGAUCAGAAAAGAAAAAGACCGAUACACAUACCUGCCUCGAACCGCUUGACCUUUUGAGGAUUUGUGCUAGUUUAGGCAUUUUUUAAGUCCCAAAUCCAACUUUUCAUCUUAGCUUCUUCUUAAUCUUACUUGUGUACAGUUUCUUCGAAAAGUUUUUCACCGUCUUUUCUUGCUCAAAGAAGAAUAAUAGCGAAAACAUUUUGCAAAACAGCGAGUCUCUCGUAGCGAAGACACACGAUGGCAACUGUUGUGAAGAUUUCUUGUAGUUUAGGCAUUGUCAAGUAGUCAAUAGCUUUUUUGGUCUCCGUUUCUCCAUUUUUCUUCUUUGUAAAUAGCUCCUGCUAAACUUUUUCCGAAGCUUUCACUUGCCUCAAUCCAAAAUAAUCUCACAAACAUUUUCAAAACCGCGUGCCAUGUUGAACAAAACAAAGAAAACAAGUUUCCCGUGACGUCAUCCAUGUAUCUGUACUUUAAUAGAUCAUGGGCAACGACCAAUCACAGCGCGCGUAGCAUUCACAUCAUUGUAUAAAUCAUAAUCAUUCUCAGUAUCGUUAACAUUAACAUUCACAUUAUCAGUAUCGUUAUCAUUAUCAGUACCAGUAAAAGUUUCGUCGUUAUCGUUAUCGUUAUCACGAUCGGUAUCGUUUUCAGUACCAGUAUCAUUAUAAUCACAGUGUUCUCCCUAAAUUUUAGCUUAGCAGGUAAGGGAACAUUCUUGACCGGUAAGGCCAAAAAUAUGUGCCAGAGGCGCAAUCUCCUGCCAGGGGAGGGGCUUCGCGUUCAUGAAGGCUUUUAUUUUCGAGCAUCCUCUCAACCAAUUGACCGAAAAGUAUUUUAAACACCUCAAAACAAAGAAUUUUACGAAUGAAGGCUGCCUUUGCCGCUAGGGUCAAUUUAGUAACACAAGUCGCGGAAGUCGCAAACUUUUCCUGCUGGUCGAAAAAGCUUAGAAUUGGGACAGAAGCCCACGAAAAAAUUGUUAGCCUGCAGUGCUUUGAAAGGUGCCAGUCAGCACCUAAUAAAGUAAUAACGGAGAAUAGCUGUGUAUACUUUUUUUCCGUAUUUACUUCCUUUUCUUGAGGGGAUCGGCUUGGAUCACAACUUGCAUAUUUUUUGAAACAAUUUAUUUAAUUUUAGUAACACUUCAAGAGGUUGCAGGCGGUAAUAAGUGUUGCUUCAAGCGGUAAAUUUUACCGGUUACCGCCUGAUAAGGAGAACACUGAAUCAUCGUUAUCAUUAUUUCAUUAUCAUUAUUUCAUUUUCAUUUUCACUCUCAUUUAUUGGUUUAUUCAGAUAUUUAAGCUAGUCUAGGUGGGUAGUGUCUGUUUUAAACAAAAUACGCACUCCAAAUGGUAUUGUAUUAAAUUAACAGGUCAACAAGAGUCGUUUAAGCUUAUAUAAAUAUAUUAAGUUGUACUCAAAAUUUCAUUACUAGUGCGGAGCUCAGUAACACACGUCUGCAAAGUACCAGAACGUGUGCACUCAUUACUUUAGCCAUCUGCCGGGCACGUAUUGUAGACACUAUAACUUGAAGUGACCUUUUGCCCUCUGCUAUGUACAGGAUGACAGGCGACGCAACCAGGCUUUGACCGAGAAACUCAAGUAAGUGACUGUGAUGAGUUUAAACACGUGUAAAUAUUCCCCAAGAGCCCAGCAAACAUACUCUCGGAUAUGAGUCCCCCAAGAGAUUGCUCGCAAAACACCGUAUUUAUUCCAUCAAACGCCGCGGUAAAUUUUUGCGUUCCUGAUACGGCGUUUAAUCAAUUGCGGUGUUAAAUUCGAGUUCGGCGUUUAUUUGAAAAAUCAUUUUUCUUACAUUAUUGUAAAUCACUGACAAGAAUAGUUAUGAUAAAUCACUUGUAAAUAUUAUGUAAACAGAAAGAGGUAAAUCGCAAUUGUCUGGAUGAUGUAAAUUGUAAACUUGUACCGAGGUUUUCCCCUAUAAUCCUCCAAUAAACGCCGCUUUUUUUCUGACUUGGGUGCGGAGUUUAUUCGAGAUUGUGUCUAUAAUUAUUGCUACUGCUCAGUUUGCGGCAUUUGAUUGAGUUAACACGGUACAUCCUUUAGUAAUGUUUAACCGGUUUACAGUCCCCUAUCUAUAAGAUAGAAGUAAAGGCGUAGAUUCUCUGGUAAGCUCAAUACUUCACUUUCUUAAAUGUAGCAAUAGUUUUCUCUUUUGAUCUUCUUUGUGGUGAAAGUAACAUAUUGUCGUGUUUUUUUUUUGCUUGUACGCAGCGAAGGGCACAAACUCCAGUGUUUUUCAUAUUAGGCUGGGAAGUGAUUAAAUGUGUAUUCAGAGUGAGCUGUUGUCUGUUACGUAUUUAAGCUUACUAGCGCUUGUUUAUUUCCGUAGGGGUAUUUCAAACCAAGGAUUAAAACACGAAUAUAACAAGCGUCGUAUGAGUAGAGAUUUGAUAACCUCCAAGGAUAUGUUGUCAUUAAAGUCACGAGAAGGUUUGUUACUAUUUAAGGCUUUUACUUUUCAUAGGCGUGGCGACUAGAAUUUAUCGCUAAAAUCAUACAUUUCUCCCCGAACUCCUUGUUGGUGAGCUUUUGACGCUGUCAGUAACUACUUGUUUCCACGAGCCUCCCUCCUAUUCAGGCGUUUCAGUCUGGAUUUAUGUUUGUCGGGUUGAUUUUUAGCAGAAUUGGCUAGCGUUGUCAUCAUACUUCAAUUUCAAAUGGUAACAGUCUUUCUGCGUCUUCUAAUUGCGCUAAGCUUUGCUUGCAAACAGUUGCAAGUUAUUUUCGUAUAACUCUAAACUUGCCAAAUCACGAAGAACUCGUGAUAGUAGGACUCCCUUGUAGUCCUUUAUCGUACAACUAUUUUAAUAGUUGUUAAAACCCUUUCAGUGCCAAGUGUGGCCAAGGACAAAAUUCAACAAAAAUUCCCAAAUUUUGUUUUGCAAAAUUUUGAAAACAAAUAGCACCAUUUGAAAGUACAGGCAGAGGUUUCAUUUGAAUGGUAACAUCAUAGGAUUUCGUCCACAGAUUCAAAAGUUAGAACUAUACCUUAAGGGAUUCCAACAUUCACUCUGGCAGUGAAAGGGUUAGUUUACCCAAUAGAACGGUCUGUAAUUAGCAAAAUGUGUAUGUCAGUUCAUCGUUUUUCAGAUGAUGUUUGACUGCCCAGCAUCUGUUCGCAGCACUAUAUUUACCAUUUGUAACCUCUAGUAUCGUGUCUUACUUGCAGAGGGACGAAAAAUGACGGAUAUUAAUCGAAGGCUACAAUACAAUUCAACCAGUCAGAAGCAAGCGAAGCAGGCCGCCGAAUACCUUGAACUUGACCGGCAGGGUAAAGAGAUCGAGGAGAGAGGGCAGGUUAGGAUGAUUCUGCCAUGAUAUCCUAGUCUUAACCAACGCACGUUCUUUGCCUUGCCUCCUAUAUAACCCCUUAACUAAUGCAGCCCCUUCCCUCCCAUAUAAGGAGUCUUUGGACCUUGCCCGACAGGGUAAAAUAGGAAUCAAGGAGAGAUGGCUGGCAGGUUAGGAUCUGCCCGCCAAUAUAUCCUGGUUCUAACCCAGGCGCCUCUUUUGCCUUGCCUCUUAUAUAACUCCUCAUCUAAUUUAGCCCCACCCUCCCCUCCUCGAAAGCGAACUAAGGAGAGUCUUGAACUUGACCGACAGGGGAUUGGGAUUGAUGAGAUGGUGGAGUCUUCCUCUUCCCAGUGGCGGAUCUAGGGGAAGGGUGCAGGGGGUGCCCCCCACGGGAUGACCUGCAGCUUUCUAAUUAACACUGUGCAGUGGCUUCACAGUUAUGCAAAGUAUACUGUAUCGUUUGAUAUGUAUUCUCAGCAGUUCACAUUAUGUUAUUGCCUAGUCAAAAGCCUUCUUCGUGUUCGCUUUUAAAAUUUGUGUACGUCAUCAGUCAGUGAGUGGUGCACCCCCUCCUAAGAAAAAUCCUGGAUCCGCCCCUGCAUCCUAGACUACGAGCGAUCUCUCUUUUUCCUUGGUCCGAGGGAAACGCGCGAGAUACUAAACCGUAUUAUUCUCGUGUUUUUCCCAAGGCAAGAUCCGGAGUAUCUCAAAUGGGCUAUGGCACGUUGUUUGCUAUCUUUUUAAAGGAACAACGUGUCUUCACACCAAUAACAAUAAUGGUCCAGUUUUGUUAUUUGGGACUAGAUCUCUAAGGCUAAACUACCAUCUUUUUCAAGUUUUGAAGCUAUGCCUGCAAGAUGACCAAAAAGGGUAGUUCGGUCAGUGCUCCCUGAUAAAAUUUGUUGAAUAUCGUCUGCAUAACUCUACAGUAACCUUUUUCAGUAUUUGCCACUUGCACAUCUCCCAUAAUGCACCUUAUUUGCCCCCCAAAAUUUUGCAUAAGCAUUGUUUUCAAUUUCUCUUGGGAUGGCUAUAAUACCCAGUAGAAAUGAAAAACAAAGGUUAUGCAUUUUUUUUGGGGGGGGGGCGCAGAUAAGGGGCAUUAUGAUAAUGGGAGAUGUGCAAGUGGCGAAUGGGUAAAGGCGCUAUGUAAUGACUUCAACACAAAAUUUACCUAAAACAGCAGAAUCCUUGUGACAGCCCCUUAGUCUUAGCUAGACGUCAUUUUCAAAGUCAAUUGUUAGGAGCUUACGCUACUCCAUUAGCGACGAUGGGAGGAGGAGGAGGUAGAUUGAGUUUACUUAACCCGUUAAAUAUAUACGGACAUUUAAUGCCAAAUAGCUACGCUAAUUACCCAAUCAAGUACAAUGGAAUCAGUGUAUAGUAAUGCGUAGCAAUCUACUAUCUCACGGGUUAAGUAAAAUCACUCUUAACAUGCAACUUUAUAUUAAUACACUCUUGACUUUUUGCUACAGUUUGCCGAGGCUCGACGACACCAGCAGAUCGAGCAGUUGACUAAAGAUAGGAAACAACAACACUACUACCAAAUGGUUGAAUGGAAGAAAAGAUUCAUUGAAAAACAGAAUGAAGCAACUCGACGAGUGCACGAGGACAAUGUGAAACAUUUGCAGGUCAGUUUGGCGGGUGUUGUCAUUGGUGGUUGAUGGUGAUGAUGAUGAUGAUGAUGAUGAUGAUGAUCAUGGCCCGGUUCCUAGAAAGAUGGUUAAGUUUAACCCAGGAUUAAGCGAAAUUUUAAUCACGAUUUUCUUGCUAAGAGAAUGUAACUCAAGCUUACAAAAUGCUGUUGAGCUUUUACUCUGAGACACAGUAGUGAUUUAUACAAAAUGUUUCUCUGCACUGUCCUAAUGCAGCUUCCCUGAUCGGUCUGCUUUGAGAACUUAAACUCACUUUCCUACCAGAAUGUACCUAACCAAUAACAUCACUCAGAUUUUCAUUGCAGUGUACCUGCUGACUUCAAGUUUACUUGCAAAGUAGACAGAAUAAAGUGUUUUGUCAUGUUAUGUUAUUAUGUUUUUUAAUGCAAUAAUACCAUUGUCUUUUUUCUUUUCUUGUAGCUAUUUUGCUCUAGUUGUUAGUAUCUGUUUCACGGGUCAAGUAAAAUUACUCUAUGUUGUAUGUCAUGUUAUGUCAUGUUUUGUUGUGUUAUGUUAUGUUAUGACUGGUUCGAUUUUGUCUGUCUUAAAACAAAGAUUCCUCUCUAUGGUGUUUGCUUAAGUUGCAUACCCAUGCGACUUCACGGGCAUGCGCUGUUGAUGAGUUAUGAGUAGCUAUGUUUAUUUUUUGCCCUGAUUCAUUAGAAAGUUGUCAACAAGAUGGAAGAGACCGAGCAUGCGCUAUACAACCGUGUGCGUGCGGCUGAAAUGCAGCGUAGAAAACAGGAGCAAGAUGUCCAAAGGCUCAUCGGUGAAAUGGAAUCGCUAACGAAAGAAAAUGAGAAACGAAUGAAGGUAUCUCGUAGAGCUGUUUUCAGUUACUCUUUUUAAAAAGGAACCUGUACUACUAUAACAAAUUUUCCUUGAAUUGGUCGAAAGAAAGUCAAAAUUCCAUUUCAAAGCUCAACUAAUUAACUGUUCUGUUCUGUUGAAGUUACAAACCUCAACCCACACACUAACCAGUUUAAACAAGUACAACUCGAAGCAACCAAGUAUUGCGGAGUCAGAAGAGAGAAAUCUUGUUUGAUCUAGUCAAGCUGGUUUUUGGUUAUAUGACUCCAUAUAAAGCUUUAUGGCCGUGCCGAUUACAGACACGUGGAACCAAACUAACUUACUAACUUGUGGAAGUAUUCAGUUGUCGUCUUCAGUGGCACCCAACGUCAAUUUUCGGAAAAUAUCUGUUCGGAAGACGAUUUGGGAUCUAGAAUUUCCGGAACAUUUGUUGUAAAUUUUCUUGCUUGCCUGUCUCUCCUUGGAUUUUCGAACAUGUAAAAAAUGGUAUAAUUGCCCAUUUUUAACGGAUUUUUACCCUAAAAAGGUCACCUAGAAUUUUCGGGAGCCUUUUUUCUGGCUGCAAUUUUCGAAAAGAUAAGUUUUGAUCCCUAUAAUUUUCGGAUCACUAGACUUUCAGCUAGGAAAUCCGAACAGAUGAUGAAAAAAUUUUAGGGGAUAAAAAUAUGCCUAUAUCUACCGUUUAAAUACUAAAAUACGUUGAACAAUGCUAUGUUUAAGUGGUUUUGAACUAUAUUCUCGUUGGGUGCCCCUCUCUUCUUCCUAAGAACUUACAGUCUCUAAACACUAGACCCGCGUUGUUCAAACGUUGGAUAGUGCUAUCCAGCGGAAAAAUCACUAUCCAUCGGAUAAGUAUUAGGGAAACCAGUUGCGCUAUCCAGUGGACAGUUAUUUAUCCAUUAGCGUUAUCCAUAGCCUGCAGUGAAGGCGUUUUCAUCGGGUCCGCGAAUGUCUUUGCUCGCGAAAGCGCCAUGUUGAAACUCCCAAAGAGAGGACUCUCCCCAAUCUUCCUCUGUCAUAAAAUCAAAGAUGGCGGCUACAUCGUAACAAUGCGAACAUGGUGACAAGCUUUCGCCCACCCAAAAUACGCCUGCACUCCAGGCUACGUUAUCUACCUUUUGAACAACUUGGGCCAGGCCUCAAUAAUUCAAAAGCUGGAUAACGCUAUCCACCGGAUAAAUCGCUAUCCAGCGAAUAAGUAAGAGUGUCCCCAGUAGGGUUCGUCAAUCCCGUAAUCCCGCCCCAAAACUUCGUGCAACCCCGUAGUCCCGCGGGUUAUUUUUGGCAGCCCACCUCCCGCGCAUACUUUCAAUCCCGAAUCUCGCCCUGAUUUCGCGUUAAAACUGAUCUCGAAUCCCGAGCUUCAAAUAAGGGAAUUCCCGUAUCCCGAAAAACUUAUUGAGGACACUCAAGGUAGUCAAACAUUGCAUAACACUGUCCCCGGGAUAAAUCGCUCUCCAGUGGAUAAGUAUUAGGGAAACCAACUGCGUUAUCCACUGGAUAAAGAUUCAUCUAGUAGAAAGCGUUAUCCACCUUUUGAACAACUGGGGCCAGUGCUUGGAACACUAUCGCGUAUCAGCACUCACUGUUUACUAUUUCAAUCUGUUCUCAUGCGUUUUAUACUUGUUAAUUUUAGGAAAUUCAAGAACAAUAUGACCGCAAGAAGGUGGAAUUAGCGCAAAAGCUCUUGCGAGAGAAGGCUGAACUUGCAAAGGUAUUCUGCGUCCGGAACUUACUCUUUUCUUCUUUCAUGCAGCCAUAACAUACGGCUCCUGUUGGAGGACCAAGCCCUUAGAGUGAUGGGCGUCAAAUUUCUCCUUGCAAUAUCACAGCUUAAUAAAACAGCGUGGUCUUGAGAAUUAAGGACAUGAUCACACAAGAUGAAGUCUACUUCAUACUUCAGCAAAUUCUCCCCACUACUUCUGUUGUAAACGUAUAGGGAUAACAAAUGAGAAUUUGAAUUUUGAUGUUAUGGUUUAAAAGGCUAAGCAGAGGUGUUUUGGAGUGACUCACGUCAACCGGAACUGUAGCCUCCCCGCAGACGUCCUUUGGGGUUCGUUCGUCACGCAUUCAUUUCUCCCGCACGGAGAAAUAAAUGCGUGACGAACGAACGCCAAAGGACGUCUGCGGGGAGGCUACCGGAACUGAGGCGUGCUCCCUUUUAUUAUAUCUUGACGCUGCUAAAUACCUAAUGCUUUGUUGUCUUGCUCUUAUCGAGUUGAACUGCCCAAAGAUGUAAGCGGACCACUGCCGAAUUUUGCAAAAUGUCCACUUCCGGUUUGAUGUGCGUCGCUCAAAAUCGACUUUGCUUUAACUGCCUACAAAGAUCUUCACCCCCCGACUACCCAGCCAUACCAAGGACAGCUUAGUAAGAAGGAGUAGGCAAUGCUAGAUAUUUGUUACACCGUGGUUGAUUUUGUUUGUUUGUUUAGUCGUUUUUUUUUUUUUGGAAUGUGCACUCCUCCAGGAGCAUUUGAAAUUAAUGGUUUAUGCAAAAUUUGGGGAAAACAGUCUUUUAUUGGAGAAUCAAAAAUAGAGCAUGAAUGAGCCUUUGCUGACCAUUCAUUGCUUUCUAUAUCACUCUGUUCUUCAGGGCCCACUUGUUCGAAGACCGAUUAGCGCCAACCCGGGGUUAAAUUUAAAUCCGGGUUUCUUUUUCUUUUGUUCAAAAACAUCUCGGAAAAAUUUCCCUACUGUUUUUAGAGCAUAAAAUCAUCAAAUUGUAGACAAUAAGAAUGAAACUGAAAUUGCUUUUAAGCUUUCAUGUCUGAAUUCAAAUGUGGCACAAACCCUGGGUUAACUUGACCCCGGCUUUGAACAACUCGGCCCAGAUUUUAUUGGUGUUAUAAAUGCAGUUCUUUUGUUCUAUGUUUCACAGAUAGAGCAGCCAAUAACUUAAAAAAACCAUAAUCCCAUCAGUUAAGCGGUCCUCGAGGCUAAUUAUUAGCCAGUCAGUAACUUAGUCAGAUUUUAGGUGAAUCAGGCAUUUAGUCAGUCAGAUGGUCUUCUUGUGUUUUAGGAUAAUUUUACAAUUAGUUGAAAAGGAAGUCAGUUCGUUAGCCAGUCAUUGUGUGAGCCGAUCAGCCAAAACCAGUGAAGUCAUUUUGUAAACCAGUCAGACAGGUCAAUCAGUCAGUCAGUCAGCGAACCAGUCAGUCAGCCAGUCAGUCAGUCAGUUAUCGAUCAGUCAAUCAGGUAAGCCUGUUAGUCAGUUCACCGUGUUCCCACUGAGCCCCUCGAUCUCCUAGAUCUUUCCUCUGCCAUCUGCUAAAGGCUCUCUGAACCAUAUAUAUGGCAGCGUGGCCGAGCAUUUAGAGCGUUAAACUUGCAAUCCAGAGCGCUUCGACUCCGACCCAUUGAUAAUCAGUCCGCCCAUUUUUAGAAAGAAAACUGUUUAACGCUUAUUUGCCUUGUUGCCGUUAGAAUGCUUGCAGUCCGCCUUUUCUCUUAAAAUCAACCAGCGCGAUUGCCAACAGCGACAUUACAAUAAGUGAUUUAAUAGGACGAGACGAGAAAAGACUCGGCUCGCCGCUCCCGUGCAUAGGUUACCCAGGGGCGAGAGCGGACAAAAUAAGAGACUGAUCGCAGUCUAUUUUGCUGUUUGCUUAUCGAUUUUUUCUAUUUCAUUUUGUUUUACUUUGUUACUAAUUAGGCACAUAAUCAACGCGAGGAAAGUAUUCAGAGGUUAUAUCAACACAGAGCGAGACUGAACGACGAGAAAUACCUGCUCAGCGAGGGAGAAAGGGUAAGUUACUGUAAAGGGUUUGGAAACUGAACAAGUGACAGCUAUUGGGACAAAAUUGGAACGCUUGAAAUGGGAACAGGACGUGGAAAAUGUGGGCAACUUGAGUCAACUCAACACGAAAGGGUUUUUUUAAACAUCAGGCGUUAGUUGUUCAAAAGCUGGAUAGUGCUAUCCAGCCGUUAAAUCACUAUCCAGUAAAUAAAUAUUGGGGAGACCAAUUGUACUAUCCAGUGGAUAGAGAUUUUAUCCGGUGGAUAGCGCUAUCCACCGGUUGAAGAACUGGGACCAGUGCGUUUCUUUAUAUUAAUUAUGUUGAGUGAACCCCUUCGGCAGUGGAUCUUUUUUUUCUUGUUUAAUUUAACCUAAAAUUUCUACGCUUGUCAUUUGUACUCCACGUUUAUCUCCUCCUCCACCGUUCAAAAACUCAUAAAUAAAUUAUAAGGAAAAAAAAAAGUUUAAUGAGUGUCUUUGUAUCUCACAAAGAGACGGCUUAACUUUACGUCCAAUUUUUUAGACCAAAAUAACCCUAAAUCUAAAUAUUAGUGCAAGAAUUAGUUGAGUUGAUCUAUAUCAGAGAUUAUGAGGCCGUUCAAAAACACACAGGAGUGUAGUAUCAAGUUUAAAAACUCUCGGCUUCGCCUCGAGUUUUUAAACCUAAUAAUACACUCUUGCUCGUGUUUUAAACAGUACUUAAUCCUUUGUAGCAGUUAUAUACAACGCACUACAAAGUUUUAAAUAUAUAUAUCCUUUGAAUACAUCUGUCUCUCCUUCCUACUCGCGGGCGAGGAUCGAGGGGAGGUGGCUGUAUUCGUAGGUUAUUAAAUUUAUGACAUGGAGGGACUUACAGGGCGAGAGUCAGAUUUAUGCGUUUCACCUGGUGAAUAAGGUCGGUUUACUUCCUUUAAGUAUAACCAACUGAAGCUUAGUAGCCGCAGAGUCCAUGAUCUUCAAACAAUCCCAUGAACUAGAUGUUCAGCAAGACUAUUUUUUCUGAACGUGCAGGAAUAGGUGGGAAGAUCUGUUAGAAAAUAAGUACUCGCGCGCACUUGCACUUAUCUCCACACUUGUGGGGAUACCUCGGCUGGUUUUGCCGACGAAACACGCGUUACAACGUGCACAUAAAAAUUUAUGCAUUACACGCGUGCACUGUCUCUUUUCAAGGUAAAGUGUUUUUUAUUUUUACGGAUUCAAUCGAGUCAAAGAGUCCUAUUGAAUAAGAAAUACAGUUUAUAGUUUGACUCGCUUUGCAGGUCCAUCCACCUCAGGGGCGGAUCUAGGGGGAGGGUGCAGGGGUGCACCCCCCCGAGAUGACCUGCGGUUUUCUAAUACAACUGGUAUUCUACAAAAACAAAAAAAAAACUAUGUGGUUUAUUGGUGUUGAAGUAGAGCAAGAGACGAGUGCAACCCCUCCUAAAAAAAUCCUGGAUCCGCCCCUGCACCUCCUUUUUCACGCAAUAUACGCGCAAAAUAAAAUACUCCAAAUAUCGUGAAAGAGCGCCUCUUACUAUAACUUGCUACUACAGGAUGUAUUUCAUAUUUAUAAAGCUACAAUCUGUUAAUUUUCAAUAAGUAUUUAUCAAAACUUUCAUUACAAACACUCCUUAGGAACAUGACCGUCUAGCGAAGAUUGGCCUCAGAACAGACAACCUCGAGCAGGAAGUUCAUUCAUGAAGAGUGGAAAAGCUGUGUUUAUACGUCGAAUAUUUUGAAUUGCGUGCGAGUGGUCCGUUUGCCUUCGAGUGCCGUUAUAUAUACUUUGUCAUCCAAUGACCAAACGUUUUUUCUAAGGCCCUGAUCACACUAAUACGUUUUAAAAAGUAUGCGUUUUCGUUGUCAUCGAUAAUGCAUCGAUCGAUUCGCGUCCAUGCUACCGUUUUGAUGGAUUUUUGACUGUCGACACAAAAACGUUCGAAAACGAUAGAAUUGCACGUUAUGACGUAAGUCAGUGAACUCUAUGCGCAAGCUUCAAACACUCGCGCAUGUGAUAUUUUCGGUCAUCGUUUUCAUUUUGAUCGGUUUUGAUCGUCCACACUAAUAUGAUAUGUAUUCUUUUUCUUUUUGAUCCACUUUCAAGAGCGUUUUCAAAUCGAUGCGUUUUCGAUGAAAAAGCUCAGCGUGUUAUUGUGGACGGAAAGCCUAAAGGCAUCCUGAUGUAUGCCUUUUAAAACUAUGACUCAUUAGUGUGGACGGGGCUUAAGUAAACAUUUCAGAAGCCUCUUUCCUAGACUACCUCUGGUCACUCACUUCCGUUUCCUGCGAGGGAGUUGAGGAGAAUGUCCAGACAGAUCAGAUCGAAUUGCUUUAUGGGACUGAAGUGCUAUUAAAAGAUCCUUGAAUUCCAGCUUCUUCUUUGGACAGCAGCUCUCACAUUUUGCCCGGAACCACUGCUUGCUUGUCGUAGUUAAUGAUUUACUUAGAGGAUGGCUUUCCUGGUAGACCUGCCCGUAGACAAGUGAGUUUUAAUUUUAUCAGUGGCAAAGAAAAGCGAGCAGUAACACUUUGUUCGUUGCCUCCUUUGUAGCUGUGGCUCAACUUUUUGAACAGUGCUGUACUUUUUAACAUUCUUCUUGCUUCUUCAAGCAAUGUUAAAUCAAGGACGCACUUAACUGGUUAAAAAACGAGAACUAAAAACCUUGUAAUGAUGUGAUAUCAUGUGAUACCUCUUUUCGUACGGGAAUGAAAAUUCGCAUUUGAGUGUAAUGAGUUUUAUAAUGAAAGCUAUAUUUUUAUAUAUCAUAUAGAAGUUUGGUGUUUUCUUUUAGAAUUAUCCCCUUAGCUUGACCUAUAGUGGCUUCGAAAAACAGACACCAAGAGUUGAUUCUAGCCUUUUUCACAGGGAGCUGUUACAUUCGAUUAGAUUACAAUCAACUCUCUCAUAAGUAGGUUGAGUAUGAUCGUCCGGGUGAAGGUAGUCCUCAAUAGGACUGUUGUUGUUGACAGUGACUGACGUUUUGUGGACCUGUGGGGUAGUCAUCUUGAGAGUCAAAGUGAGUUGUAUCACGUUAGUUGAUGGUAUUUAACUAUGGUUAUUGACCUGAUUGGUCUAUUAAGUAACGAUGUUAUUGGUUGUCUGUCAGUUAUAUCAUAUUAAAACAACUAAACGAAGUUUUCGAUUUCCCUUGAAGGUUCGAGUGAUUGGGAGUCGCUUGUAGUUGUCUCGCGUAGUGGGAGGUGUGACCGUAUUAGGAGCCCUGGCGGUGGCAAUUGUAUUGUGAUACGCUUGAAAAUUUGUUAUGGAAAGCGAACAAUAUUUUGUACGUCACACAACGGAAGAAAAUAUACAGUGGUUGAAUAACGCCGCAUUUUCUUUUGUUACUUUUGAUAUUUUAUCCUUUUGCUUGGUGUAGAUAGUGCGCGCGCACACUUUAGAC